AUGUUUAAUUUAAAAAAAAAUCAUAUACUGCUUUUAAAUUAUAUAAAAAUAUAUAAAAAGCAUUACUUUUCAAGUAAAAAUAAUUAUGAAUCAUCUUUUGAAAAAAGGGAAGUGUCUUUAGUAAAUAAAAAGAAAAAAAAUAUAUAUAAAAAAUCUAUAUUUUAUGAAGAAUUAAGUGAUAAAAAUAAUAUAGAAAAUAAUAUAAAUAUACUAAAAAUAAUAAAAAAUAGCAAAAUAGAAAAUUUUAGUAUUUACGAUUCAACACUUAUCUUAAAUUAUUUAAUAAAAAAUAAAAAAAAUAAAGAAUUUAGUAAUGAGUUAAAAAAUAUUAAUAAAGUGAAGUUAAGUUCAACUUUGUAUAAAGAUGCUAUUUCUAAAAUUCUGAAAAAUAUUUUGACAUAUGACCCGAAACACCUUUACUUUUUUUUUAGUAAGUUUUCUGAAUUGAGGGAUUUAAAUUCUUUAGAAAUAAUAUUUUUACAUAUUUAUAAUAAUCACUUAUCUUAUUUUUCUUUAUAUUAUUUGACUGAAAUUAGUUAUAACAUAGCAAUAUUAAAUUGUAAUUUUAAGAAAAAUGAAAAAAUUUUGAGUGAAUUUUUAAAUUAUAUAAUCUUAAAUACAAUAAAAGAAAAUAAGAAUAUUAAAAAUUUUGAAAAGAAAAUAACUAAUAGAAUAACCACUAAAAGCAUUAAUGAUAAAAAGGCAAUUUAUAUAAAGAGUUUUAGAAAAAAUAAAACUCAAAUUAAAUGUAAUAAUGAUAUAAGUAAUAAUAUUACAAAUAAUUUAAAAAGUGAAGGAAUACAUAAUCACGAAAUUUCCAAAUCAAGAAAAAAGUCCAAUUUUAGCAUAGAUUUAUUAUCUAAUGUUAUGCUAUAUAAAUUAAUUUAUAGUUUAGCAAAAAUAAAUCACAAUAAAGACUUAAUUAAGGAGUUAUAUAUUUUGUUAGUACCUUAUAUUAGAUACUUAAUUCAAAAUAAAAAUUAUAUCUAUUCAAAGGAGAGAAAUGACAUAUUAGUUAAAAUUAUUUGGUCUUUUGCAUUUUUACAUAUAAGAGAUAUAAACUUAUUUGUUGAUUUUUCUUUGUGUAUUCAAAUUAUUCUUCAUGAAUUAAGUUUAGAACAUUUAAAAAUUAUAAAAAAUAUUUAUGAAAAUUUACUAAUAUUUGAUGAGCUAUUGUUGGAUAGAUUAGAUGAUAGAAUUAAUCAAAUUGAAAAAGAUUCUCCAAAGAACUUUUCUCAACCAAGAAAAAGACAAUUUAAAAAAAAAAAAAAAAGAAUUGAAAUUACUGACGAAAUAAAAUUUAAAUUAAAAAAAUAA
Plasmodium relictum is the source of this 1317-nucleotide messenger RNA. Its product is annotated as conserved Plasmodium protein, unknown function. Lineage: Eukaryota; Apicomplexa; Aconoidasida; Haemosporida; Plasmodiidae. The transcript has a single exon. The record is from RefSeq and is a predicted model, not a curated record. Bases 1 to 1317 code for a protein of 438 amino acids.